AUGAUGCGAUUCUGGUGCGGAAAGCUCAAAAUUUCGAAACCCUAUCUAGCGUUGGCAACGCAGAGUGGUAGCCGCUAGUUCAGAUCAGAUGUAGCCUUCUCUCAUCAUCAUCAUAGCCUCACAAGCACGAAGAGCAUCACUCGGCUUGUGCAAGACGUAACUGAUCGCACAUGGACGCAGAAUCCAAUCAUAGAACAACAACACAGAACAGUUUCUUCAAGUGUUGCUGACGAUGUAACUAUUGAGACUUUCGAUUGGUUUUGCAAACAAGGGAAGUCGAGAGAAGCUGUAGAGGUUUUAGAAUACUUGCAAAAUAAUGGUUAUGAAAUUGGUUUGAAUAGACUUUUAAGGUUAGCGAAACUAUGUGGUGAAUCAGAAGCUUUGAAAGAAGCAAAGGUUGUUCACCAGUGCAUCGUUUCUCUGGUUGAUCGUUCUCAUGUUAGCUCUGGUAACACAAUAACCGAGAUGUAUUCUUGUUGCGGAUCUCUCGAUGAUGCGUUGAAAAUUUUUGAUGAAAUGCAUGAGAAGAAUUCGGAGACUUGGUGUGUUAUGAUGAGGUGUUUUGUCAACAACGGAUACGGUAAAGAAGCAAUCGAUUUGUUUACUCGUCUCAAACAAGAAGGGAACAAACCAAAUGGAGAGAUAUUCGAAGAAGUCUUCUCUGCAUUUGCUUUGACAGGAGAUGUUAAUGAGGGAUCUCUGCGCUUUGAAGCCAUGCAGAGAGACUACGGAAUCAUGCCUUCCAUGGAACACUAUCAUAGUGUUACCAAGAUGUUGGCAACAUGUGGUCACUUGGACGAGGCACUGAGAUUUGUUGAGAAAAUGCCGAUGGAGCCAAGUGUUGAUGUGUGGGAAACAUUGAUGAAUCUUUCCAGGGUUCAUGGAGAUCUUGAGCUUGGCGACAGAUGUGCUGAGCUGGUUCAGAAGUUGGAUGCAACAAGAUUGGACAAAGUUUCAAGCGCAGGUUUGGUAACAACAAAAGAGGAACCAAACCAUCGGGACUCUAAACAAUGUUAUAAGUUGAGAGCAAAAGAUACUUCACAUCCAGAUAUGGAUACAAUCUGUGAGACACUAAAGCAUUUGCAGUCUCAAAUACUGGAAAUGGGUUAUGUUCCUGAUUUAGGGAAUUAGCGUAUCGUAAUGAACGGUUGAAGAAAGGGGAAUGAAGAAGAACGGAGUUUCGGUUACAAAGAGGAAGUCGCGUUCGUUAAGGGGUUUCUUAACUCAAUGCCUCGAUCUUCAGUCACUGUGAUAACAAAUAUUCGCAUUUGCAAGGAUUGCCAAGUGAAGGUAAUGUCAGUGAUAACUGGCAGAGAACUGAUUAAGCGAGAUUCAAAGAGAUACCACUGUUUCAAUAAAGGAAAAUGCUCGUGCAACGAUUACUGGUGA
Eutrema salsugineum is the source of this 1389-nucleotide messenger RNA. Its product is annotated as pentatricopeptide repeat-containing protein At1g29710, mitochondrial. Gene Ontology annotation, molecular function: RNA binding; protein binding; zinc ion binding. NCBI's taxonomy places the organism in Eukaryota, Viridiplantae, Streptophyta, Magnoliopsida, Brassicales, Brassicaceae. The record is from RefSeq and is a predicted model, not a curated record. Gene Ontology annotation, biological process: RNA modification.